Molecule: messenger RNA, 693 nt
Organism: Hydractinia symbiolongicarpus
Lineage: Eukaryota; Metazoa; Cnidaria; Hydrozoa; Anthoathecata; Hydractiniidae
Product: follistatin-related protein 5-like
Exons: 2
Coding region: 369-608 (79 amino acids)
Molecular function (GO): protein binding
Source: RefSeq, a predicted model, not a curated record
UCUUUUUAUGCACACAUGUCGUUUUGCUAAAAAAGCUUGGCAAACAAUUUAAUGGGCUGUGAAUUUGUGAAUCAAAAGGAAAAACAAAACAAAGUAAAGCAUGGGAAACCAUAAGAAGUGACGUAUUCUAUCACAAAUUACAUCCGGAUUCCACAAUAUGAUGUAUUUAAACUUUGCACCAUCUGCUAUUCAAAAGCGGAAAGGGAAAUAUUAUUUACAUACACCUCACCGGGUCGGCAUUAAAGAGGACCGUAUGAGAACGGAGACUAUAUAAGAUAUAGGUAGACUUAUCAAUUUAGUUUUUCAUAUUAAUUGAAAAGGUUUAGACAUCAAAAUAGUUGUCAAAGUUUGGCGUGGAUUUUAUAGAUAUGAAUAAUCUUCUUCGCUUCAUUUUGAUCCUCGUUUUAUCAUCUCUGUUUGUGCAAGGAAGACAUAUUACUAGAAGAAAUGUAAUCUUAUCAGACUGCAAGAUUUUAAAUUGUCCGCCAUCAUAUAUCCCCAUCUGUGCCGACGAUUAUAGAACAUACAAUAAUUUAUGUGAACUGCAAAACGCGAUGUGUCGGACGCAACAAUACAUACGAGUGCUUUCAUUUGAACCGUGUUUUUGAUAGUAAUGCUGGUUGCCAUCGAAACUUCAGAGAGGUGGAUGAAUUUACAUACGGUAAAAAUAAAAACAAAGUAAAUUUUGAAAAA